Capra hircus (goat) is the source of this 1279-nucleotide messenger RNA. It is a transcript of the gene GPX6, whose product is annotated as glutathione peroxidase 6. NCBI's taxonomy places the organism in Eukaryota, Metazoa, Chordata, Mammalia, Artiodactyla, Bovidae. Gene Ontology annotation, molecular function: glutathione peroxidase activity. Gene Ontology annotation, biological process: response to oxidative stress. The transcript is spliced from 5 exons. The record is from RefSeq and is a predicted model, not a curated record.
AUCUUCAAACUGGUCCCUGCCGGGAGCUCAAAAGGUGUUGACAUCCCUGGGGAUCUGAGACUUGCCUGGAACUCCUAAUUCAAGCCAUGAUCCUGCAGCUCUGGGCCUCCUGUCUUUUCCCACUGUUCCUGGUCAGCUUAGCUCAGCUGACUCCGAAGCAGCAACAGAUGAAGGUGGAUUGCUAUAAGGGGGUGACAGGCACCAUCUAUGAGUAUGGAGCCCUCACCCUCAAUGGUGAGGAGUAUAUCCAGUUCAAGCAGUACGCGGGCAAGCAUGUCCUGUUUGUCAAUGUGGCCACCUAUUGAGGCUUGACAGCUCAGUAUCCAGAACUGAAUGCACUACAGGAGGAGCUGAAGCCUUUCGGUGUAGUUGUGUUGGGCUUUCCCUGCAACCAAUUUGGAAAACAAGAGCCAGCAAAGAACUCGGAGAUCCUUAUGGGGCUCAAGUAUGUACGUCCAGGUGGUGGCUUUGUUCCCAAUUUUCAGCUCUUUGAGAAAGGGGAUGUGAAUGGAGAAAAAGAACAGAAGGUCUUUACCUUCCUGAAGAACUCCUGCCCUCCAACCUCUGAUCUUUUGGGCUCAUCAAGUCAGCUCUUCUGGGAGCCCAUGAAGGUCCAUGACAUUCGCUGGAACUUUGAGAAGUUUCUAGUGGGGCCUGAUGGUGUCCCUGUCAUGCGUUGGUACCACCGGGCUUCAGUCAGCACAGUUAAAUCAGACAUGCUGGAGUACCUGAAGCAGUUCAAAAGCGAAUAGGAAGGGCCAGACACCGUCAGAAGUUGCCUCCCAUCUGAAGAACAUGUUUAAGGAUCCCAUCUUUGACCAAACCAUCCUGUUCAGCCCAAAUAUGUGUGUGUGUGUAAGAGAGAGACAGAGAGAGACAAAUAAGGAAAAGUAAACCUGUCUCCCAACUCUCUGAUCUCAAAAUAUCAAAUUUUUUCCACUCCAUUCCAAAGGAAAAUCAUAUUAUAGAUUGGGACUACCCAUAUCCCUAAAAACGCAAUAUUCAGAAGUCUAUCCUUUCCCAAGGCUGAAGGUUUAAGAAAAGCAGAAACUGGCAGCAAGACUCUCAGCAUCUCCUUAAUAGCCUCUUCUCUCCUCCAAGACAGGCAUGCAUUGUUAAAUUCUUCCUCUCCCUAGUUAGUUUCCAUUUAGUCCCCUGACACUCUGAGUUCUCUUGUAGGAUCUCUGAAGGCAGAGUGAGAGCAGAAACUUCAUCUCACAUGAGCGGAGGGGCAUCUCCAUGAUGGUGGGUCCCAAAGCCCCUGUGGGCGGGACCCAAC